CACACUUUAAACCUACGUAUACGACGCACAUCAUGGACACCAUAAUACCGCAUAGACGAAGCGAGUCUCUGCAGCGUCAGACCAAACGCGCGGGAACAGACACGAGCAGAGGACUGGAUCUGGAGAGAACUGCAUCCACCGUGACAAUGAAUGACAAAGACCUGCUCCGGGGUCUUAACGGCCGUCUCGCGGGUUUCAUAGACAAGGUGCACCAGCUCGAACAGCACAACCAACUACUGGAGAGGGAGAUAAAGGACAUCCGGGGGAGAGCGCAGUCCGUGCUGUCUUUGGAGGAGCAGUACGGGCCGGAGCUGAGGCGGCUCAGGCAGCUGGUCCGGGACAUAACUCAACAAAAGCAUCAAAUUGAAAUUGAGCACUGCAAUUUGGAGGAGGAGCUUUGCAAUUUAAGAAAACGCCACGAGAAGGAGGCGAGGAGCAGGUCGGACGCUGAGCGCAGUAUCACGGUCAUAAAGAGGGACAUAGAUGACGCAUACAAAGCCAAACUGCAACUGGACAAGAAAGCAAAGGCUCUAGUGGAGGAACUGCACUGUCUCAAAAAGAGCCACGGGGCGGAAGUGUCUGACAUGCUUGAAGCCAUACAAAACACGGAAGAAAAGUAUAGAGCGCGCGAAUUUGGGAGUCCCGGCGUUACUGCGGCACUCAGAGACAUCAGGACGCAACUGGAGAGCCACGUGGGCCGUGACGCACAGCAGGUAGAGGAAACAUUCACGUCCCAGCUCGCCAAGUUGACAGAGGCGGCUGAGAUUAAGAGGGAAUGUCUGAGGGCGAGUCAGCAUGAGAUAAACGAUUACAGGAGGCAACUACAAGCCAAGGAUGUGGAGCUGGAGAGCGCCAAAGGCACCAGGGAGGCGCUGGAAAAGCAACUCCGUGAAGCAGAGGAUCGCCACAAGCACGACCUCCUGCAGUACCAGGACACCAUCAAACGACUUGAAAACGAGCUCAUAAACUGUAAAUUUGACAUGUCUGGUUACCUGAGGGAAUACCAAGACCUGCUCAAUGUGAAGAUGGCUCUGGAUGUGGAGAUAUUGUCCUACAGAAAACUUCUGUGUGGUGAGGAAGCACGUCUCUCCUCUGUGACGGAGAGCCCAGUGUCUCUGCCCUACAUCUACCACCAGUCUCCGGUCUACACCCUGCCCUCCGUCAACAGACCAGGAGGCCUGCACCGCCGCCCCGAGCCCCAGUACAAGUUUGUGGAGGAGAUCAUCACUGAGACCACGCGGGAAAUCAUCCUGUCUGAAUUCGAAGACCCCGAAGAGACAUUGGUGAUGCCGAGACAACUGUGUAGCAAAAGAGGGAGUCAAGAAGAAAGUCACCAUAGUAAAAACAGUGGACAGGAAGAUACUGAGCAGGAGCGUGACAGUCAGCAGGAUAACAUAGAAUCACAAGGAGGUGAAGGGGAGGAGGGCUCUAAGGGAGCUGUGGAGAAUGAGCAAGAAAAUAUCGAUGAAAAGGUUACAGGGGGAACAGAAAAAGAGCAGAAUUUAAAAGAAGUCAGCGCACAACUAAAACAUGAUUUGAAGGACAAAGGAAAUGUCUCAGAUGAAAGUAACACGUCUUCAGAUCAGGUAAGGUAAGAUAUAGUUUGUUUAGAGAGAGUGGUCUAUUGGGAGCAAUAGGAGCUAGAGUGAAACCAAGAAUUAUGCAUUUGUUGGUUGCUGGAUCUCAAACUGAACAUAAAAUAAUGCAACAUUCUUCUUGAACACUAGAUGGCAAAUAAUAAUACAUUGUUGCAAAAGCACAAGCUCAGGGCAGUGGACACUGUGAAAAGCAAUAUAAUGCCUGAAUAAGUAAUCAUUUACCAUCAGCUUAAAAAUAUGAAAUGCAUAAUUGUAUGUAAAUAAAAAAACAGGAAGUGUGCAUGUUUUAAAGAUUGUGUAGCAAAGCCUGCUGAUAAAUUAAUAAAAAACAAUUGAAGAAUAAGGUUGUCUUUGAAAUUGAUACACCCACUACAAGGAAUUCUGUCAUAUGAAAUUCCAGUAAAAAUAAGUAAAAAUCUAAAAUCAUAUACAAAUUAUUUAUUCAGAUGCUUCCAUAAGGUUUGUUGGACAUGUUGUUAUUCCAUUCCAAACACUGGUUGCUAUUGGUCAAGAUUCAAUAGAAUAUUAAUGAAAAACAUGUUUUGUACUUAUAUCUGUAGUCAUCAUGGCACACACAUGUGGGCAAAAAUGCCUCAGCAAAUCUUUGAAUCUGUCAUAUGCGUUAUGCUUAAAGCAUACUUUUUAACACCAGGCAGACAUACAAGUUAAGCAUUUUUAAAUACAAGAUUGUAGGUCCAUAAAGACAUAUUAAUAAAAAGACAGUGAUUCAAAUAACAAGACAGAAGACAUAAUGGGACAGUUUGUAGACAAGACAAAAGACC
This is a messenger RNA of Periophthalmus magnuspinnatus, 2380 nucleotides long. RefSeq names its product neurofilament medium polypeptide-like. Gene Ontology annotation, molecular function: structural constituent of cytoskeleton. The record is from RefSeq and is a predicted model, not a curated record. Gene Ontology annotation, cellular component: intermediate filament; cytoplasm; axon. Gene Ontology annotation, biological process: neurofilament bundle assembly. The transcript is spliced from 3 exons. The coding region runs from base 33 to 1595 and encodes 520 amino acids. NCBI's taxonomy places the organism in Eukaryota, Metazoa, Chordata, Actinopteri, Gobiiformes, Gobiidae.